This is a messenger RNA of Hibiscus syriacus, 827 nucleotides long. Its product is annotated as putative axial regulator YABBY 2. The coding region runs from base 52 to 540 and encodes 162 amino acids. Gene Ontology annotation, biological process: cell fate commitment; multicellular organism development. Gene Ontology annotation, cellular component: nucleus. The transcript is spliced from 6 exons. The record is from RefSeq and is a predicted model, not a curated record. Lineage: Eukaryota; Viridiplantae; Streptophyta; Magnoliopsida; Malvales; Malvaceae.
AGGGAAUACUUUAGAUUUAUGGGAGAAAAGUAUUUAAGAAACUAAAAAGAGAUGUCAAUGGACUUGAUAUCAUCUGAACGUGUUUGGUAUGUUCAGUGCAACGUCUGCAACACCAUUUUAGCGGUUAGUAUUCCAUGCGACAGUGGGUUCAAUCUGGUGACUGUUAGAUGUGGGCGUUGUGCCAAUCUGCUGUCUGCAAAUAUGGGAAACUCUCUUCAAACAGUUCCCAUUCAAGAUGCUCAGAAACAGCAGGUAGCCAGUGAUGAAGAUCAUUCAAAUAAGGAAUGUGGGUCGUCUUCCAAAUGCAACAAGUUUUCUGCAGAGCAUGAACCAACUAGAAUGCCCCCUAUUCACCCACCUGAGAAGAGGCAACGUGUUCCUUCUGCAUAUAACAGGUUCAUUAAGGAGGAAAUCCAAAGGAUCAAGGUUAGUAAUCCAGACAUCAGCCACAGGGAAGCUUUCAGUACAGCAGCAAAAAAUUGGGCACAUUUUCCUCACAUUCACUUUGGUCUAAAGCCGGAUGGGGCAAGCAAAACUUGACCAGGGAUUUGCAGAUCAGGGUCCUCAAAAGUCUAAUGGGUACCACUGAAACACAAUGCCAAAUCUCAUCACCAUCAUCAUAUAUAUCAUAUGUAUAAUUACUAAAUGUGUGCUGAUUUUCACAUUCUAUCCAUUACAUGCAGUUUCUUUCUACCCUACUGAAUGCAUUUAUAUAUGUUUAAUUAAGAUCAUAUUUUCAUUUAAACAAACAAUCUCAUGGAAUAAUUAUAUUAUUUGUGUAAUCUCUUUUAGUAUCAAUAAUGGUAAAGUCUCAACCUUUUAUCCCU